Molecule: messenger RNA, 519 nt
Organism: Mesorhabditis spiculigera
Lineage: Eukaryota; Metazoa; Nematoda; Chromadorea; Rhabditida; Rhabditidae
Source: the annotation of a GenBank genome assembly
AUGGAGUUCCUGUUCGGCCGCCGGAAGACGCCCGCCGAGCUGCUCCGGCAAAACCAGCGGGCCCUCAACAAGGCAAUUCGCGAGCUCGACCGCGAGAAGAGCCGCAUGGAGAUGCAGGAGAAGAAGGUGAUCGCCGAGAUCAAGAAGAUGGCCAAGAUGAACCAGAUGAUGAACCUCCCGCAAAUCCAACAGAUCAUGAUGGAGUUCGAGAAGCAGAGCGAAAUCAUGGACAUGAAGGAAGAAAUCAUGGGCGACGCGAUUGAUGACGCGCUCGGCGACGCGGAAGACGAUGAGGAGAGCGAGGGCAUCGUUAAUCAGAUCCUUGACGAGCUCGGCAUCCAGAUGGGCGAAGAACUCGGCGGACUGCCGGCCCCGGGUGGAAAGAUUGGCACGGCAACAGGAGCAGCUGCAGCACGACAGCCGGUGGCGGCGGGCGGAAGCGGAGGCGGAGCGACCGGUGGUGCGGGGCACGACAUCGACGACGAUCUGCAGGCCCGGCUGGACCAGUUGAGACGAGAG